CGUCGACAUUCUAGAAUAUUCCCCUAGCAGUGAUUGAAUGGAAUGUCUUUGGCUCUUUCUGGGCUUCUUAAGGCUUCCUAGAGUUUACCAACGAGCCAUCCUUACAUAAUCAUUGAAACCCAUACAGCUUCAUUGAAACUGCUUAGAUUGAUGUAUCUUACUGAUUUUACUAAGUACAGUUUAGCUAAUGUUGACAGUUAUUGAUAAAUACACUCUCCCCUAAUUACGGACUAAUAUUCACAAUAAACAACUGACAACCAUCGACUGAUACUGCGACGUUGGUCCAAUCAGUUAGAUGGAACAAUGUUCAAUCUAGCGAUCCAUGAACUGGCUCCAUUAGCUGACUUCUCUCUAUUUAAAUAAUAUUUAUAACCUUUAAAUGUUUAUGUUGACAAUAGCACAAUCGAUCCUACAUAUUGGUCUGUUUUGCUUCUUUGUCUUAAAGGAUUUAUCAUUAAACAAAAGUGACAGUCUAUUCAAAAUACAAAUAUGUCAACUUUAAGUCAACAACGUAAACUAGUUGAACAAUUACGUCAAGAAGCUAAUUUAAAUCGUCGUCCCGCCUCUGAAUGUGUACAAGAAAUGAUUGUUUGUAUGGAACAGAAUCGUGAUAAAGAUUGUUUAGUUUCAGGAUUUGCUAGUAAAAAAGAUAAUCCAUUCCAAGAAAAAGGUGGAUGUGUGGUGAUUUAGGCAAUUUAUUAAAUGGAUAAUAAAACAAAUAAAUGUGUUUAAUUAUGCUCUUAUAUGAAUAGUGAGGGUACUCUCCAUUUCGUCUAUCUACUUCGUAAUACCUUACUAUUUCUGUUGUUGCUAUUUAUGAAUGUAGACACAUUCCGCCUGUAGCUCCUCGGCGGUGUUACUGCCGGUCUCAAGCCCGGGUAAAGGAGGAGGG
Schistosoma rodhaini is the source of this 892-nucleotide messenger RNA. NCBI's taxonomy places the organism in Eukaryota, Metazoa, Platyhelminthes, Trematoda, Strigeidida, Schistosomatidae. The record is from the annotation of a GenBank genome assembly.